Mya arenaria is the source of this 4456-nucleotide messenger RNA. RefSeq lists its product as uncharacterized. Gene Ontology annotation, molecular function: NF-kappaB binding; transcription coactivator activity; protein kinase B binding. Lineage: Eukaryota; Metazoa; Mollusca; Bivalvia; Myida; Myidae. Gene Ontology annotation, biological process: positive regulation of extrinsic apoptotic signaling pathway; apoptotic process; canonical NF-kappaB signal transduction. The coding region runs from base 91 to 813 and encodes 240 amino acids. Gene Ontology annotation, cellular component: CBM complex; cytosol. The record is from RefSeq and is a predicted model, not a curated record. The transcript has 5 exons.
CUCGGAGUGACUUCCCUUGAUUGAAUACGGAAGUUAAAAAAGUACAUGAAAGUACAAUAUUUUCGUGACGUUUAUAUGCUCUGAAACAAAAUGACAGCUCUCAGUGAAGAAACAGCUACUAUUUUGAAGACUAGCGUGCUGAAUGAGCUCCGGCCUGCUUUGUGUCGAGAUCUGAACCCUGUGAUGCACUUUCCACAUCUGAAGUCAAAGUACAUUCUGAACAGAGAUGACGAGGAGAUAAUCAGCAGCAUACCCAUAAGUAGACAGAAGGUUGACAAGCUCAUUGAUAUUUUGGUACAGAAAGGGGAGAAAGGGUUUGAUGAGCUUGUACGUUCCAUAGUGAAGGAUAGAACCCAGCUGUUCCUGGCACAGAAACUCAACCAGGCAUAUGAGGAGAAGCAGAAAAGGCUCCAAGCAAUCGAAAUGGACCUGCGGCUUUCCCAGAGAGAAGACCAACAACGAUCUAUGUCCCUGAGGCUUUCCCAGGGGCCUGUGGAACAUUGUAACAGCCCUGAACCCCUUGCCGAGCCUCCAAGUCUGAAACCAGUCUAUACUCCACAGACUGGUUCACACGAGAAGAUAAAAUCUGGGGAGUUCAGAAGCUCUAUAUCUGACUUAGGAGUAGACACAGACAAGCUCCCAAAGCCGGUGAUGCCUUUAAUUGGUUUAUUGACAGAUAAGGAAAAAGAUGAGGAGUUAAAAAAGGCUGAGCAAUCUCUGAAAGAAGAUAGCUUUGACGAAGGAUCAGAUGAUUUUGAUAAGAACAAGGUGGUGAUCAUUGAGGUAGUUGAUGGAAACGAGUCUAAAGCUUAGCAAUAUUUAUUUUGGUUUAAACAUAUCAACAUUAUGGUUACUGAACCCACAGCCUGAGUCAUUGAAAUUAAUCACAAGCUCUUUUUAUAGUGUUUUUAUAAUUUCAAUCACCAGAGUAGAUGGUGAAGUCACUGAUUUUUUGUAUAUUUUCAAGGACAAAGUUCAAUAACUAGCAUGUGUAUAAAUGAAUAAUGUUGUAUUUUAUCGGCACAGUUAAGCUCGGCCUCCUUGUUUCUGUUCUGAUAUGGGAGUUAAUGUAAAGAGGAAAAAAACAACAUUACAUGGUACAAGAAAUAUUUUAUAUACGCUCUGGAAUGGUUUUCUCAUACUUUUGUAUUACUAUAUAGGUAUAUGAAGAAACAUAUGUCAAUGAUUAGUUUAGUUAAAACUUUUUUAUUUUAUAAUGAUUGUGAAACAAGUAAUUACAACAUAAUAUUAAUCACUAUCAUUGGUGGUUGUGUGUGUGUCUUGUUGUGUGUGAGAAACCAGAAUAUUUGGAGGAAACCCCGCUUGUUCAGCUUGGUAACCACAAAUUCAAGGCCAGUGAUGUCUUGGUUAAAAGCGAGUAUGCUACCUGAACAAGCAAUUAAUGUCAAUGGUAUACUUUCAAACUGUCCAAGUUUGAAAAUAUGUAUCUGUGGCGGGGUACCAAGGAAGAUCAUACAAGAUUCAAAAUUUAUUGUCAAUUUUAAGCUCUACAUGCCGAAGAGUUCAUGCGAUGUCAUUCAUCCCUGUUUUUCUACGUAAACAAUUGCUUGUGAACACAAACUUGUACAAUAGUUAGAUAUCCAUGAGAACUCCGUUCCUUUCGAAUACCAGCCAUAUCUUGCCCAUGUAUGACUGGAUUAUGUCCCUUGAAAUGAUUAAAAUUGCUAUUGUAGCCGAGUCAAACAUUACUGUCUAAGAAAGACGACAUGUUAUUUUUAGAUUGGUUGCAGUUGUUUUGUUUUUUUUUCUCUUCCUUUCUGAUACAGUUUAAGAGAGACAACCUUUACUCAGAUAUGCUUUUGGCUGUUGUCUUUCUCCCUUGCCUUUGUUUAAAAGGGUUGACUGAUUUCUCUUAAGACUUAUACAAUUAUUAGACACUGACUUAAUGAUAUUCCUUUCAAAAACCAGCCACAUCAGCCCAUGCAUGACUAGAUUUAUUGAAAUUAUCAAAAUUGCUAUAAUACUGCUUGUGACACAAAUGAGCCUCCAUUUCCUAUCUGAUAUUCACCAACCUAUCAUAGCAGUUGUUACGUACUGAUAAGACCUUGGCUCCUUUCGAAAACCAGUCAGAUCCCACAAUGCAUGACUGGGUUAUAGCCCCUUGAAAUUCAUCUAAUUGAAAAUGACAAAGGCCGUCAUGGGCUUCUUGUUUCUGCUUGUAUGGAAUAGAUAUUGGCCGAUUGCUGAAGUAUUAUUAAAGCUUUACUAAUGUUUCUGUAAAUGCAUGCUAAUUAUAUGUAUGUUAUAAUAUUUUGUUUUUUUCAACAUGUUUGGUGUAAAAUUGGUUGUGUAGAUAUUACACAACAAUGGAUUGAUUUACAUUUGUGUUUAUAUUUUGUACUUUUUGAUAUUUUACACAUAGAAUCUGAUAUUAAUUUUGAUAUAAUUUUGUAUAGACACUUACAAAUGUAUGUGUCAAAAGGUGAUAGAAAAUGUAAAUGUUCUUCUUCAAAUAUACCGGUAAUAGAAGAUGAGUAUUAAUUAAAUGCAAUUUACAAUAUUCUUAGAUCUUACUAUCUAGGUAAUACAUCCUGUCUUUCUGAAUCUGUUAAAGGUAGGUGUACCCUAGAAAUUUAACUGUUUCUUCAAUACUUACUUUACUUUUUUCACUCUUAUAAUAUGGCUCUUUACCCUUUUUUUGUAUUUGUAUGUGUUUAUGUUUAAUAUGUAUAUUGCCAGGAUAAUGUUUUGUAAUAGUCAAAGGCAUUUAUAUGCAGCUCUUACCAAAUAGGUUAUACACGUACCUUCAAAGAUUAUGCUGGUGAAUAUGAUGUGGUUCUAGGUUCAGGUUUAUUUUAUUUUUUAGAUAUACAUGUAAUAAUAAAGUUGAAACCUGUUGGCUGGAUAUCACUUGGCUCGAUUUCCUCAUUGGCUCGAACUAAAUGUUAAGGACCGAUUUUGAUUUACUCUUUGUAAGCAUGCCUGCUUAGCUUGGCUCGAUAUUCGCAAGGCUCGAAGUAUUUUGGCCGGUUUCUGGGAUAUCAGACCAACAGGUUUCGAUUCGAACAUAUGUGUUGGGCUCAUCAUUGUAACUUUGUCUUCAUCUUUUAACUGUCGGAAGUAGUUAUGUGAAUGAUUGUAAAAUAUCAUGUUUAUAGUGUUUAUGUAAUAGUUAGAAAAUAUUGCGUAACAUCUUAAUGAUUGUGGAGGCUGGAGUAAACAAAGCAGGCAAAUCCUUCUUAGUUAUUAAGAUUUUGCACAAAAUGUUCUAACUGACUUAUAUUAUUAAGUGUUUUCUGCAGGCAGGGAACCAAAUUUUUAAAUCAUAUCUUUUAGUUAUAAAACUGUAAGAAAACUGUAAGUAUUAUCUAUUAAGGGUUGUACAUAUUGAAGGGUGAUAUAAUAGGCUUUAAUUUUGCAGGUUACAAUCUAAAUAUGAGUAGAGCACCUUUUGAAAAAACGGCGUAUAGUUUUGCAAAUGUCCAUCUGUCAGUUAACCACAUCUUUUCCCCACAACAACUCUUGGUGACUACAGCUCAAUUGAUGACCCAGGUUGAUAACCCAUAUUUUUUUAAGAUCCAAAGGUUAAGGUGAUGGUUCACCAUGUUUGAAAACUUGUCCACAAAAUAAUUUUAGGAAAAUUUGACCUAUGUGUAUGCCUAAGAAAAAACUGAUAGAUUGCCUUGACCAGCAGAAGAUCCAUUUUGUUUUGAGGGCAGUGGGUCAAAGGUCAAGUUCACAUUCAACAUUUUAUGAAAAUUUUGUCAGCACACUUACUUGAGAAUGAUUUGAUCUAGAACCAUAAAUCUCAGUUUUGGGUUGCCCUUUGUUUAUAUCAAGUGUCAAGGUCACUGACAACAGUCUUACAAAAACUUUACAUGCACCAUGAACACAAAAAAAGUUUGAUGAAACGUAAAUAAAAGGUUGGCUUUGACCAAUUAAUGAUCCCAGUAGAUCAAAGGUCAAUAUCAUGGUCAAAAGUCUUUUGAAAAUGUUGUCCCCCAUUAACUUAAGAACAGUUGCCCUUGACCAGCAGAUGACACCUUUCGAUUUUGAGGUCAGUAGCUUAAAGUUUAAGGUCAUGGUCAUAAGUCUUCUAAAACCUGUGCCUCAGUAUCUCUAGAACUGUUUGAACUAGCACUAUUAAGCUUUAAAAGAAGGUUGCCCAUGAUCAGCUUAUAACCCUUAUUAAUUUUGAGGUAAGUAGGUCAAAUGUCAAGAUCAUGGAAACUUGAGAACCAUGUGGUAACAAAAAUAUAAUUUAUUAGGUUAAAUUACAUUAUAUUUACCCAAUGUAAUUAAUAUCAUGUUUCAUAAUUUUGGAAUGGUCAAAAUACCCCAUUUUGGGGGAAUAGUUGUUCAUUAUAAUUUCUUCAAUAUUGGAAAUAUAAUUUAAGCUUACUUGCAGACUUGUCAGUCUAGAAUUAGGCGUCAAUGUUCUCUUUUUGUAUGUACAUUUUGUCUUUUUUCAAUGAAUAAAUGUUUUAAUUAAAGA